CCAUCACUAUUAUUAAAAUAAGAUACGAACGUGAGAGAGCGUUUUCAUACCGCUUUAUUGAUUUUGUAUGUAUUGAGUUAGAAACAAAAACUGUGUAAAAUUUAAUGGACUACAUUACUGUUUCUACGAGUUAACUAUAUCUUUUACACUAUUUUACAUUAAUAUGAAACUUGUUAAACGAUUUGGUACGUUGCGACCGUGACCCUCAAAUUAGGUUGACUACGUUUUGUAAGAAUUCCUCAGAUUACAAGAAAAUACUAAAUGAUACGGGAAUUUAAUGACUCUUCAGAUGAAGAUGAAAUGGAAAAUCACUACCAGACAGACCCGGAAUGUCUAGUGCUCACCAGACCGGAUCGUGAUAUGCAUAACCGUUGCUGCGGUGGCAAAGCUUGGUGCAUAAAGGAUAUCUGUGGAAUAAUAUGCGCAGUUUUGACAUGGUUGUUGAUAUUGUAUGCGGAGUUUGUGGUGAUGAUGGUAAUGCUACUUCCAGGGGUGUCAACUUAUCCCUUCUACAGCUAUGCAAAUAUUAUAUUAUUCCAGACUUUAGCAUUCUUGGCUUUUGCAUCUCAUCUUAGAACAAUGUUCACUGAUCCGGGUGCGGUACCAAAAGGUAAUGCGACAAAAGAAAUGAUAAAGCAAAUGAGUUUUCGUGAAGGGCAAGUGAUAUUUAAAUGCACAAAGUGUUGCAGUAUAAAACCAGAAAGAGCUCAUCACUGCUCAGUUUGUCAAAGAUGUAUAAGGAAGAUGGACCAUCAUUGCCCAUGGGUGAAUAACUGUGUAGGUGAAAACAAUCAAAAGUAUUUCGUAUUAUUCACGUUCUACAUAGCUGCGAUAUCAAUUCACUCGCUUACUCUCUCCGUAUAUCAAUUCGUGACAUGUAUUAGACACGAGUGGCGUGAUUGCAGUACAUAUUCCCCACCGGCUACGGUUGUACUUUUACUGUUUCUGAUCGCUGAAGCUCUACUGUUCGCUAUAUUUACCGCUGUCAUGCUCGGAACUCAGUUACACGCUAUAUGGAAUGAUGAGACUGGUAUUGAGCAAUUGAAGAAAGAACAAGCAAGAUGGGUUCGUAAGUCAAGAUGGAUGAGCAUACAGGCUGUUUUUGGUAGAUUUUCACUUCUAUGGUUUUCACCGUUCACUCAACCUUCGGUCAAGACGAAACUUGAAAGUUACUUAUACAGUGUGUAAAGCUCGAAGAAAAAAAAAACGCAAGUAAAAAUCGUUUAAUCUAUAAGUGUUUCGAUAAUUUACGGAAUUAGUGAUGUGUGGAUCUCUCACUAUUAUUAUUAAUAAACUAAAGCAAUAUUUACUCCAUUUUAAAAUGUAUUA
Papilio machaon (common yellow swallowtail) is the source of this 1329-nucleotide messenger RNA. RefSeq names its product palmitoyltransferase ZDHHC3. Bases 262 to 1188 code for a protein of 308 amino acids. The record is from RefSeq and is a predicted model, not a curated record. Lineage: Eukaryota; Metazoa; Arthropoda; Insecta; Lepidoptera; Papilionidae. Gene Ontology annotation, biological process: peptidyl-L-cysteine S-palmitoylation; protein targeting to membrane. The transcript is spliced from 6 exons. Gene Ontology annotation, cellular component: Golgi apparatus; endoplasmic reticulum. Gene Ontology annotation, molecular function: protein-cysteine S-palmitoyltransferase activity.